Molecule: messenger RNA, 677 nt
Organism: Rubroshorea leprosula
Lineage: Eukaryota; Viridiplantae; Streptophyta; Magnoliopsida; Malvales; Dipterocarpaceae
Source: the annotation of a GenBank genome assembly
UUAGUCAUAACCUAGUAUUUCUCGUUACACUUGAAGGAAAACAUCAAUGGAUUGCUUGGUUUUGCCUGUUUCAAUCUUGAGAAGGCGAUACUCGGGUUCACGGCUAGGCUACCGGCCUCUGACGGAGGAGUUGGACAGGCAGGUGACGGUGGUGGUGGGGAAGGAAAAGAGGGAGUUUCUGGUGGACCCUUUAGUGUUAGAAGAGAGCCCAUUCCGGCUCUUGAUCGACACGAUGAAGAAGGAUGUUGGGAAUGUUGGUGGAGCAAAUGGGAAGAAAAAAAAGGUGAUCUUUGUGGAUGUGGACGCCAUGCUGUUUGAACAUAUGCUGUGGUUGAUGUACAAUGAUUGUUCCUCUUUGUUCCAGUUAAAUCUCGAAGAGAUAAUCGACUUCUAUGCUCAGGAUAUAUAGUUAGGAGGAAAUUAAGUUACCCAUAAUUGUUGCUGCUAAUUUCAAACUCUAAUUCUCUGUAUAUGUAACACAAUGUUACAUAAAUCCUUCUAUAUAUUCUUCUUCUUCUCCUUCUUCUUCUUCAUUACUUUAGAUAUGUCUUUUCCACUGUUUCAUGGCUGCUGUCCUCCUUUGUAAAAAAAAAAAGUUUUUUGGUUUCGUACCAAUAAUUGAUAUCAAAACAUUGAAACAGUCUUGAAAUGCACUACAAUAAUACUAUUUGUUUACA